Arabidopsis arenosa is the source of this 695-nucleotide messenger RNA. The record is from the annotation of a GenBank genome assembly. NCBI's taxonomy places the organism in Eukaryota, Viridiplantae, Streptophyta, Magnoliopsida, Brassicales, Brassicaceae.
UCUUCGCAAAAGCUUCGAGAGUAGUGCAAUCGAACUCAGUCAUGGAUCUUUCUCCUAUUAAGGAAGCUUUAGCCGUCAAAUCCUUUGAUAAAAUCGCGGAUAUUUGCGAUAAUCUCAUGCUUCAGGUUGCUUCCGAAGGAAUUGAUUAUCAUGAUGAUUGGCCUUACGCAAUCCAUCUUCUGGGUUACUUUUACGUUGACGAUUGUGAUAGUGCCCGUUUUCUCUGGAAAACGAUACCUACAGCUAUCAAGGAGAGGAAGCCUGAAGUUGUUGCAGCUUGGAAGAUUGGUCAGAAGCUGUGGACACACGACUAUGCAGGUGUAUAUGGAGCUAUUCGGGGUUAUGAUUGGAGUCAAGAAGCUAAAGAUAUGGUUGCUGCCUUCUCAGAUCUUUACACAAAAAGGAUGUUUCAGCUUUUGUUGUCUGCCUACUCCACAAUUACCAUUCAUGAUUUAGCUCUUUUCCUUGGGAUGACGGAGGAUGAUGCCACAACUUAUGUUGUAGAGAAUGGAUGGACAGUGGAUGCAACUUCUCAAAUGGUGACUGUGAAGAAAGAAACUGUUAAAAGAGAGCAAAAGGUGGAUUCAUCGAAGCUGCAACGCUUGACGGAGUAUGUGUUCCACCUUGAACAUUAGAACAAAGGAUCAAUCUCCUAUUAAGAUAGUGUAUUCAGAGAACAAAAUUUGUUUUUGAGA